Oryzias melastigma (Indian medaka) is the source of this 1464-nucleotide messenger RNA. RefSeq names its product aldo-keto reductase family 1 member B10. Gene Ontology annotation, cellular component: cytosol. Bases 159 to 1109 code for a protein of 316 amino acids. The record is from RefSeq and is a predicted model, not a curated record. The transcript is spliced from 10 exons. Gene Ontology annotation, molecular function: aldose reductase (NADPH) activity. Lineage: Eukaryota; Metazoa; Chordata; Actinopteri; Beloniformes; Adrianichthyidae.
GGGUUGCAUACAUUUUGACACAUCCUUGCUUCCAUACAACGGUCGCUUUCGGGCUGAAUGAUUUAAAGGCAUCACUAAUCGAACACCGAUUCAAUUGUCUUCUUCCACGCUCCACGGUUGCUGUCGCUAUCUCAAAACUUUCAUUUAGCUUCUCCAAAAUGGCUAAAGCAGUCAAACUAAAUACUGGUGCAGAAAUGCCUAUUGUGGGACUGGGCACGUGGAAGUCCCCGACAGGAAAGGUGACAGAGGCUGUGAAGGCAGCCAUCGCUGCCGGAUACCGUCACAUCGACGGAGCCUAUGUCUACCAGAACGAGGCGGAGGUGGGUGAGGGUGUUAAUGCCAUGAUCAAGGAGGGAGUGGUCAAAAGAGAAGAUCUGUUCAUCGUCAGCAAGCUGUGGUGCACCUUUCACGAGAAACCCUUAGUGAGACAAGCCUGUGAGAAAACUCUCAGCGAUCUCAAACUGGAAUACUUAGACCUUUACCUUGUCCACUGGCCUAUGGGGUUCAAGUCUGGCGGCGAGCUCUUCCCGCUAAACAGCGACGGAGAGACGAUUAGCGACAACACGCACUUCCUGGAGACGUGGGAGGCCAUGGAGGAGCUGGUGGACGCCGGUUUGGUCAAAGCUAUCGGUAUCUCCAACUUCAACAAGGAGCAGAUCGAAACCAUCCUCAACAAACCCGGCCUUAAAUAUAAGCCUGCUAACAACCAGGUGGAGUGCCAUCCAUAUCUCACCCAAGAGAAGCUUAUCAACUACUGCCACUCUCAGGGCAUUUCAGUCACCGCCUACAGCCCCCUGGGAUCUCCAGACAGGCCCUGGGCUAAACCAGAAGACCCCUCCCUUAUGGAGGACCCCAGCAUCAAAGCCAUCGCAGACAAACACAAGAAGACUCCUGCUCAGGUGUUGAUCCGCUUCCACAUCCAGAGAAACGUCAUUGUGAUUCCCAAAUCCAUCACUCCUCAACGCAUCCAGGAAAACUUCCAGGUGUUUGACUUUGAGUUAACUGAGGAGGAAAUGAAGACUAUACUGGGGUUCAACAGGAACUGGAGAGCCUGUCCAAUGCACUGGGGUGUAAAACACAAGGACUACCCGUUCAACGCUGAAUUCUGAGAAAGAAGAAGCUGAUUUUCCACAUCUGCUUUAAAAACUUCAGUUCUGCAGACUUUUCUUGCUUUAUUUUUGUAACCAAGACAUCCUCAUUUACUCUAAAACAUGGCGGCCUGAUCCUGGUCCUCAAGAUUUACCACCCUGCUUGUUUUCCAGUUCACUGGACACACCUGAUCCAGGUAAUCGGCAGCGUGUUGGUAGAGCUCGAGGACCAGGAUUGAGGAGCCCUACUCUAAAAGCCUCACAAACACUAAACAUUUAAACUCCAAAAAAAACAUUUACAUAUCAUUUGAAUCCAAGUUUUUUCUUUUUUUUUGUUAUUAUUCUUCUGCAGUAAUAAAAUGACUGAUUACUAUGA